Messenger RNA from Trichosurus vulpecula (common brushtail), 909 nucleotides. Its product is annotated as olfactory receptor 4C6-like. The transcript has a single exon. Gene Ontology annotation, molecular function: G protein-coupled receptor activity; olfactory receptor activity. Gene Ontology annotation, biological process: G protein-coupled receptor signaling pathway. NCBI's taxonomy places the organism in Eukaryota, Metazoa, Chordata, Mammalia, Diprotodontia, Phalangeridae. The coding region runs from base 1 to 909 and encodes 302 amino acids. The record is from RefSeq and is a predicted model, not a curated record. Gene Ontology annotation, cellular component: membrane.
AUGGAGAAUAAAAACAACGUAACUGAAUUCAUUCUGCUGGGCCUUACACAAAGUCCAGAGCUUCGAAAAAUUUUCUUUGUCAUUUUUUUAAUCAUUUAUAUUAACACAAUAAUAGGAAACACACUAAUUGUUAUAACCAUGACUUCCAGCCGAACUUUGAGAUCACCCAUGUACCUUUUCCUAACCUUCUUAUCUAUUGCGGAUGCUACCUACUCUUCAGUUGUUGCUCCAAAGAUGAUUGUGGAUUUACUCUAUGAGAAGACAAUCAUCUCCCUGGAAGGCUGUCUGGCUCAGCUCUUUGCAGCCCAUUUUUUUGGUGGUGUAGGCAUCAUCCUCCUGGUAGUCAUGGCUUAUGAUCGCUAUGUGGCCAUCUGUAAACCCUUGCAUUACAUGACCAUCAUGAAUCCUCGUGUGUGCCACCUUUUGGUGGCAGCAUCCUGGAUAGGAGGCUCUAUACAUGCCAUCAUACAACUCUUUUUCAUAGUUCAUCUUCCCUUCUGUGGCCCUAAUAUUAUUGAUAACUUUGUGUGUGAUUUGUUCCCAUUGCUGAAACUGGCCUGCAUGGACACCCAAGUUCUUGGCCUUUUCAUCAUUGCUAACAGUGGAGUCAUGUGCCUGUCAAUUUUUCUCCUACUGACUGCCUCCUAUAUAGUUAUCCUCUCUUCCCUGAAGGGUGUUAGUUCAGAAGGAAGGCGGAAGGCCCUUUCUACCUGUAGCUCACACUUUACAGUGGUGGUCUUGUUUUUUGUUCCCUGUAUUUUCUUGUAUGUGAGACCCGUAGCCAUUUUUCCUAUUGAUAAAGCUGUAAAUGCAUGUGCUACCACGAUUACUCCCAUGUUAAACCCCUUGAUCUACACCCUUAGGAACAUAGAGGUUAAAAAUGCCAUGAAGAAACUCUGGAUCAGAUGA